Molecule: messenger RNA, 1175 nt
Organism: Antechinus flavipes (yellow-footed antechinus)
Lineage: Eukaryota; Metazoa; Chordata; Mammalia; Dasyuromorphia; Dasyuridae
Gene: MBL2
Product: mannose binding lectin 2
Exons: 5
Coding region: 2-835 (277 amino acids)
Biological process (GO): positive regulation of phagocytosis; surfactant homeostasis
Cellular component (GO): multivesicular body; rough endoplasmic reticulum
Source: RefSeq, a predicted model, not a curated record
GAUGGCUAGUUUUUCCUGGUUCCUACUCCUUCUCAUCAUCAUGGUAAAGAUUGACCACUCAGAAUCAAUUUUGAGUGAGAAGACUGAGCAGACCUGCUGCUCCCUGGUCUCUUGUGGUACCCCUGGGGCAAAUGGAGCUCCUGGAAAAGAUGGAAGAGAUGGGCUCAAGGGAGAAAAGGGAGAACCAGGCCAAGGGCUUAGAGGUAUCCAGGGCCCUCCAGGAAAAAUGGGACCUCCAGGACAACCAGGGCCACAAGGAACUCCAGGACUACAGGGAUUGAAAGGAGAUAGAGGAGACAGCUCAGUUUCUUUGAAUAAGCUGUCAACCUUGGAAAGAAAAAUCCAAAAUCUUGAAAUGCAACUGGAAAAUAUCAAUGAGUCUUUUCUCAAACUGGUCACAGUCUCACAAAAACAAAUCCAGACCCUUCAAGCUCAAGUGGACAGGAACAAAAAAAUUCUGAUCUUCUCUUUGAGCAAAAAGACUGGAAAAAAAUUCUUCCUAACAAAUGGAGAAAAAGCUACUUUUGACAGAGUGAAAGUUCUUUGUGAGCAAUUAGGAGCCACCAUUGCAACCCCAAAGAAUAGAGAAGAGAAUCAAGCUAUUCAGGAUUUGGCCAAAGAUAUCCCUGCUUUCCUGGGCAUCACAGACAAAGUGCAAGAAGGACAGUUUGCAUACCUGACUGGAGAAAAAGUGAUCUACACCAACUGGAAGGAGAAUGAACCCAAUAAUUAUAAGUCUGAGGAAGACUGUGUGUUAUUGCAGAAUGAUGGACGAUGGAAUGAUAUAUCUUGCACUACUUCCUUGCUUACUGUAUGUGAAUUACCUGUUGAAUAGAUCCCUUACUGUGGAUUGAAUGUUAAACUCCUUCAUCUGUGACUUCAUAUUAAUGAAAGCAAGAACAAAUGCUGGAACUUUGUAAGCUUCAAGUUCAAUUGCCAUUUUCUGUGUUGAAGCACAUAAUUAAAAUACCUAACUAUUGAUUUUGUCAUGCAGAUUCAUCCUAGCAAUGAUGGAUCAUUAAUAUGUACAUGUACAUAUGAAGAACAUAUGCUUUAAGGUAGAAAGACAAAAUCAAGAAAAUAUAAUUCCAUAAUGAAGAGUUUUGUUAAUUAAACUAGAUUUGUGAGCAAUCUGAGUUUAUGGUAUAUUGCAAUAAAAGUUGCCUUGAGUCUUA